CUAUGGCCUCCUCGGCGCCUCUGGUUGUGGCAAAACUACCUUACUCUCUUGCAUUGUGGGACGACGACGUCUUGACUCUGGCGAAAUUUUCGUGCUCGGUGGCAAACCGGGAACACCUGGCUCAGGCGUGCCGGGCAAGCGUGUCGGCUACAUGCCACAGGAGAUCGCCUUAUACGGCGAAUUCUCCAUACGUGAAACAAUGAUGUAUUUCGGUUGGAUAUUCGGUAUGGGCACCAAGGAGAUUAUCGAGCGGCUGCAGUUCCUGUUGAAUUUCCUUGAUCUGCCUUCUGAGAAACGUUUGGUGAAGAAUUUGAGUGGUGGCCAACAGCGACGUGUCUCCUUUGCCGUGGCCUUGAUGCAUGAUCCAGAAUUGUUGAUUCUGGACGAGCCAACCGUGGGUGUAGAUCCGUUAUUGCGGCAAAGUAUUUGGAGUCAUUUGGUGCAUAUCACAAAGGCUGGACAAAAGACAGUCAUCAUAACGACACAUUACAUUGAGGAAGCGCGUCAGGCGCAUACGAUUGGUCUUAUGCGUUCCGGUCAUUUGCUGGCGGAGGAGUCUCCAAGCGUUUUACUGUCAAUGUACAAAUGUAUUAGUCUGGAAGAGGUGUUCCUAAAGCUGUCGCGCAUGCAGAGCCAAAAAGGAGAAAUAUCCAAUGUAAACUUUAGUAAUAAUAUUUCAUUACACGCCAUGGCAUUCGGCAGUAAAAUGGAUAAGCCCGGCUCGAGUCAAGAAGGAGGUGUGGUCGGAUUGAAUUUCCAUCAGAGCAAAGAAGUGCUGAUUAGCGAAACAAAUGGAUCGGUCUUUACGUUGAAUCAAGAACCCUAUGACCCGACGCCGCCCAUGAAACGCAACACUCCCAAAGAUGAAGAAAGCUGCCAGGAUUGCUAUGCGAAUCUAUGCAAGGUCACAACUAAAGGCAAAAUGAAAGCACUGCUAACCAAAAAUUUCCUGCGCAUGUGGCGCAAUGUUGGCGUAAUGCUGUUCAUCUUUGCAUUGCCCGUAAUGCAGGUGAUACUCUUCUGUUUGGCAAUUGGACGCGAUCCGACUGGUUUGAACUUGGCGAUCGUUAACAGUGAAAUGAACAAUACAAAUAUCUGCUAUUGGGAGGAUUCUUGCCAUUUCACGAAUCUCGGCUGCCGUUAUUUGAGCCAUCUGAACGACACUAUGGACAAAACGUACUACACGAAACUGGAGGAAGCUAAAGAUGCGGUGCGUGUAGGCAAAGCUUGGGGUGUGCUCUACAUAACGGAGAACUUCACGGAUGCAUUUGUGGCACGCGUAGCCUUGGGACGUGACGCUGACGAUGAGACCAUUGAGCAGUCGGAAAUUAAAGUGUGGCUGGAUAUGUCCAAUCAGCAAAUCGGAGUUAUGCUGAAUCGUGACAUACAACUGGCCUAUCGGGACUUUGCCAUGACGUUGCUGGAGCAAUGUGGCAAUAAUCCCAAACUUGGUGAUGUGCCUAUUCAAUUUAGAGAACCCAUUUAUGGCACAAUGAAUCCGUCGUUUACAGAUUUUGUUGCACCUGGUGUGAUAUUGACCAUUGUGUUCUUCUUGGCUGUUGCAUUGACGUCAUCCGCAUUGAUCAUCGAACGCACCGAGGUGAGUACGGUCAUAUGAGUUUAGUAGAUUUUGAGCGUAGAGAGUAUAUAAUUAUAUAACUACAUAGAAUUCGAACUGCAAAUAAAAACCAAUCAACUUACAGACGAAAUCUUUAGCUCAUCAAAUGUUGACAAAUUUAAUUG
Molecule: messenger RNA, 1743 nt
Organism: Rhagoletis zephyria (snowberry fruit fly)
Lineage: Eukaryota; Metazoa; Arthropoda; Insecta; Diptera; Tephritidae
Gene: snu
Product: ABC-type transporter snustorr
Cellular component (GO): membrane
Molecular function (GO): ATP hydrolysis activity; ABC-type transporter activity; ATP binding
Source: RefSeq, a predicted model, not a curated record